Molecule: messenger RNA, 571 nt
Organism: Hibiscus syriacus
Lineage: Eukaryota; Viridiplantae; Streptophyta; Magnoliopsida; Malvales; Malvaceae
Product: receptor-like protein 52
Exons: 2
Coding region: 85-495 (136 amino acids)
Source: RefSeq, a predicted model, not a curated record
AAUACUGAGCUUGUAUUUAUUCAUUACUCUGGAAAAAUGCAAUAACCGAGCCUGUAGCACACAGAUAAUCAAGCUUAAUUAAACAUGGUUUCGUCCUUCACCAAUCCCAUUGUUCUCUGGGUAACCAUCCUUGUUUCCUUUGCUGCAACAGCAGAGCAGUCGCCAUUGGAGUCUAAAGCCAAAGCUCUGUUAACGAGUGGAUGGUGGAAUGGCCAUAGCAACGACACUUCACAGCCUUGCAACUGGCCCGGUAUAUCAUGCAACCCCGCUGGAAGCAUCACCCAAAUUUAUCUUAGUGAUCGUCGGCUUGGUUGGAAUAUCCCGCCUGGAAUAGUUGAGCUAUCGGCAUUGGAGUACCUUGGCUUGUCCUCUUGUGCUUUAUCUGGAAACAAGGGUUUAUCGCCUUGUAUCAGUUGCUCGACAAAGAAAAUUCGAUACAUCAAAAUAUGCCUCCCUAUUGCCAUCUUUGUAUCGAAUUUUAUCAUUAGGGACUAAGGAUGCAUUUGGUUAACGGAAUGUAAGAUUAUCAGUGGCAAUGUAAGAUUACCAGUGAGAAUGUAAGAUUACCAGG